Molecule: messenger RNA, 390 nt
Organism: Rotaria sp. Silwood2
Lineage: Eukaryota; Metazoa; Rotifera; Eurotatoria; Philodinida; Philodinidae
Source: the annotation of a GenBank genome assembly
AUGGAUUUGACAAUGGACGAGAAUGGAUCUCUCGAUGUUGUUGAUCUGGUAGAAGAUGAAGUGAGACGAUAUCGAAGAGGAGAAUCUCAAGGAACAGUGGUUACAGGUGGCAAUGGAGAUGGAAAUCGUCUCGAUCAACUCUCUUUUCUACAAUACAUACUCGUUGAUCGAGAUCGUUCAGUGUAUGUGUCUGAGUGGGGAAAUUAUCGUGUGAUGAAAUGGGUGGAAGGUGCAAAACAAGACGUUGUCGUGGCUGGUGGUCAAGGAGAAGGAAAUGGCCUUACACAGAUGUCAUAUCCUGAAGGAGUCUUUGUCGAUCAAUUGGGCACUGUCUAUGUAGCUGAUGCCGGGAAUGAUCGAAUCGUGUGUUGGCCUAAAGGAGCAACAUAG